This is a messenger RNA of Gallus gallus (chicken), 6498 nucleotides long. RefSeq names its product T-box transcription factor 18 (gene TBX18). Gene Ontology annotation, molecular function: DNA-binding transcription factor activity, RNA polymerase II-specific; RNA polymerase II cis-regulatory region sequence-specific DNA binding. Gene Ontology annotation, biological process: cell fate specification; positive regulation of DNA-templated transcription; morphogenesis of embryonic epithelium. Gene Ontology annotation, cellular component: nucleus. The coding region runs from base 57 to 1826 and encodes 589 amino acids. Lineage: Eukaryota; Metazoa; Chordata; Aves; Galliformes; Phasianidae. The transcript is spliced from 8 exons. The record is from RefSeq and is marked validated.
GGCCCCAGCCGGCGCGGUCGGGAGGACGGGCGGGCGGCGCUGGCUGCAGGGGGGGCAUGGCCGACAAGCGGCGGGCCUCGCCCGGCACCACCAUGAGCCUGAAGGCUCACGCCUUCUCGGUGGAGGCGCUCAUCGGGGCCGAGAAGCAGCAGCCGCCCGCGCCGCCCCCGCGGCAGCCCAAGCGGCGGAAGGUGGGCGGCGAGGACGAGGCGGCGGACGACGAAGGGGGCAGCGGCUGCUGCGCCGAGAGCCCGGCGGCCACCAGCGGCAGGAACGGCGGCGACAUGGAGCCGGGCUGCGCCCGCGGGCCCGCCGGCGCCGAGGAGGGUUUCGCGGCGGCGUCCCCGCCCGCCUCGCCCGGCGGCGGCUCCCCGAAGGGCUCCGGGCCCGCCUCGCCUCUGCCCGCGCCCCAGGCACCGCGCGUGGAGCUGCAGGGCGCCGAGCUCUGGAAGCGCUUCCACGAGAUCGGCACCGAGAUGAUCAUCACCAAGGCGGGCAGGCGGAUGUUUCCCGCGAUGAGAGUGAAGAUCUCAGGUUUAGACCCCCAUCAGCAGUAUUACAUCGCUAUGGAUAUCGUGCCAGUGGAUAACAAAAGAUACAGGUAUGUUUAUCAUAGCUCCAAGUGGAUGGUGGCUGGUAAUGCUGACUCCCCGGUACCGCCUCGUGUUUAUAUUCACCCCGAUUCACCCGCCUCCGGGGAGACGUGGAUGAGACAAGUGAUCAGCUUCGACAAACUGAAGCUCACCAAUAAUGAACUUGACGAUCAAGGGCAUAUUAUCCUUCACUCUAUGCAUAAAUACCAGCCUCGUGUCCACGUCAUCCGAAAAGACUGUGGAGAUGAUCUGUCCCCGGUAAAGCCUAUUCCUUCGGGAGAAGGAGUCAAAGCAUUCUCCUUUCCAGAGACAGUUUUCACCACUGUCACAGCAUACCAAAAUCAACAGAUAACUCGUCUGAAGAUUGACAGGAAUCCAUUUGCCAAAGGGUUUAGAGAUUCAGGACGUAACAGAAUGGGACUGGAAGCUUUGGUGGAGUCUUACGCCUUCUGGAGACCUUCACUUAGGACACUUACAUUUGAAGAUAUACCUGGGAUACCUAAACAAGGAAAUGCAGGUUCUUCUACCUUACUCCAGGGAUCUGGCAGUGGAGUGCCUUCUACCCACCCUCACCUUUUGCCGGGUUCCCCUUGCUCAUCUCCAGCCUUCCAUCUCAGUCCCAACACUAGCCAGCUCUGUAGCCUUGCUCCUGCUGACUACACAGCUUGUGCCCGCUCAGGUUUGACCCUGAACAGAUACAGCACUUCUUUGGCUGAAACCUACAACAGGCUCACAAACCAAACCAGUGAGACAUUUGCACCCCCAAGGACUCCCUCUUAUGUUGGUGUGUCGAGUAGCACAACUGUGAAUAUGUCAAUGAGCGGCAAUGACGGGGAUGCAUUCAGCUGCCCGCAAACUGGCUUAUCUAUGCAGAUUUCAGGGAUGUCUCCACAGCUCCAGUACAUCAUGCCAUCCCCUUCCAGCAAUGCCUUUACCACUAAUCAAACCCACCAAGGCUCCUACAACACAUUUAGACUGCACAGUCCCUGUGCGCUGUACGGAUAUAACUUUUCGACAUCUCCUAAACUGGCUGCCAGUCCUGAGAAAAUUGUUUCUUCCCAAGGAAGUUUCUUGGGGUCCUCGCCGAGUGGAACCAUGACGGAUCGGCAGAUGUUGCCCCCUGUGGAAGGAGUGCACUUACUUAGCAGUGGGGGGCAGCAGAAUUUCUUUGACUCUAGGACCCUAGGAAGCUUGACACUCUCAUCUUCUCAAGUGUCUGCACAUAUGGUUUGAUGAAGCCUUUAAGUAAAAGUACAGUAUGUUUGGUGUCUACAAUGUAUUUCUUUUGGAAUAUGAAGGGACAAUCAAUGUAGCUUGUAAAGUGUGUGUAUAUAUAAUAUGAGAGGAAGUUUCACUGAAUUUUUGACUUGUUUGCAGCCAGAUUGUUCUCCUAUUUUGAGUUACAGGGAGUUUUCUGCGGCGCAGACUGCUUUAGUUUUCUGGUAUAAUACACUUAGUUGUGUAACACGUUGGGACAUAUGCAACAAAUUAAGUAAGACUUCCUCCCCUCUCCCCCUCCUCUGUACUAACCCCUUUAAAGAAUGAAAUGACACUUAGAGUAUUAAACGACACAAACAAGGCCACUUACAUUGCCUGUAGUACUAGCGAGAUUCUUUAAAACGUUCAUGCAGUGUUAAGCUGAUGCACCAAAGGCAUUUUACAAUCUUCUUCUCUGUUAUAAGGGAUAUGAAGGGUAUUUGGACUUUCAAGUGUUAAGUAUCAAGCAUCCAGCCUAAAAUAGAAGUUUAGCUAAUGGAUUAUUUACAAAGUAAACAGAAAGAUUAGUUUGCCUUCUCAUGAUACGCUGUUUUUAGCUUAUCAACGGCACAGCAUUCUUACUAGGAUUUUUUUUUUUUUCUGCAUUAGUCUAGAUUUAUGAUUAGGAAUUUGAAGACAAAUAACACAUAUUCAAAUUGUGGUGGUGUGAGUGAUUUAAACGAACAGCCAAAGAAAUGGCGUUCCUUGGUACAGAAUGAACUUUGGGGUGCUUCGUUUUUGUCAAAGGAAGGGCUUGACUCAUCUAUUUUCCAUCAUAAAUAUUGCCUAUAAGACAUUUACUGAACAGUAGGAUAUUCUAAUGUAUCUUUGUUUUUUAUAUUUUUACUUUUUUAAAGCAAAUGCAGGCUUGAUUUAGAAAAAGUACGCAGUAUGAGAAAUUCCCUUAUUGAUUUUACCCUUUUUUGUGUGUUGUGAUCUUUUUUUUUUUUUUUUUUUUAAUAAGAACAAAAAGUCCUCGGUAUCUCAUAAAUUGUAUCUACAUUGCCUGCAGCCAUUAGGUGAAUAACCCAGUUUGCCUACAAGUAUUGCUGGAGGCAGAACUUUCUUCUAGCUGCCUCGCUGUAAUGUGGCCAAGUUGGGACUGGGAUUACAAUAGGCAAAAUUCCUUUAAUAGUUUACUUUCAAAGAUACUGCGUAAAACCUACAGCCUGUUUCCCUCCCUCCAGGGAGCCCUCUGUCUUCUGUUGUUGUUCCUUUCUGUCAUGGGGCUACUGCUGCUCUGUUUCUCAAACAGUCUUUGCUGUGGAAUUCCCAUCUCUGGUUUAACUGGCAUUUGCAAGAAUGAAAUGCUUCUCCAGAGUGAUGAGCACACGGGCGGAUACCAGUCCUGGGGAUGUUUCUGCCCUCAUCUGUACCUGCACCUCUGUGGUGUGCAUGGUCCUGCUGCAAGAGCUGCCUUCCGGCUGUGUGCCUGUUGGAGCUGAAACACUGAGGGUAUGGAAGUGAUUUUAAUGCUUGAGAGCAUGAGUCAUUUUCAGCAUUGCCCUAAGCCUUCUCUGUACUAAGCAGGUGUUAUAAAGGUGUUACAAAGUGAGUACAAAUGUAAUUGAAAAUGCUUCCCUGUUCAACGUUGAAGGAGAAAAAGGCCUUCAGAUUUUACAUUUUUCAGUAAAAGUGGAUUAUUACAUUUUGCAAGAGUUCUAAUGUCUUUCCUGGCAAACAGUGGGCUUAACAACUGCCACCUAAAAAAAAUACUCAGUGCAGCUAAUGUUUCUUCAAUAGAUCAGAGAUAACGCAUACAGAAGCAGUCCUCUCUCUAUCUUUCCUUAGUAUUUAGGAAAAGAGGAGAGACCGCCACUAACUUUAAGCUGGUGCCUGGAGAAGGCUCUAUUUCUAUUAGUUAUAUUUUGUUUAUGUUAGAGUAGACACUUAGAAAGUUCUCACUAAAGCUGGAAAGAUAAGAGGGUGAGCCUGCCAUGGAGGAGAUGAGUUUACUUCUUUGCUGUCACAAGCUUCCCAAGUGACCCUGUGCAAUUCACUCAGCUUUUUCUUUUCUUCUGUAAAAUGUGCUAAUAGCACUUUUCUGCCUCAUUAGGAAAUGCUGACUGUACAUGAAAGGUGAAGAUGAUCUUUACAUCUGAUGUACCGUGGGCAGUACAUUCAGGGUGAACGGCUGGGUAGUGCCCAUGCGUGAGGAUAACAAAGAGCAUUCAUGUACUUUGGGUCUGUUGCUAGUUUCUGGCAUUGCAGUGUCCUUUGACCUGCAAUGCUAAAAACACUGUUCAAAAAACUCCCAGCAAUAAUUUGUGAAAUGGUUCUAAGAUGUGUAGAAGACGGGCAGAUUUUCAGUGAUGUGAAUUGUCAUAGCUCUAUUGGUUUCAGUUCACAAGAGUUGUGCAUAGUAAUUUCUGCUCCAGCCAAAACUUUGAAAUGUUGCAGUUGGACAUAAUGCUAAAUGAGAGGAACGGUACGAUUCAUCUGUACGUGAAAAGGAAUAAGCAAUAUUAUUAUCCAUGUCAUCUUAAAGGCUGUGACUGUAGAAAUGUGGAAGAGCUAAGUCAUGCGACUUCCCGCAAGGAGGAAAAGUCAAUUGUGCAUGGAUGUACACAGAGGUGCCCCCAGCAAGAGUAUGUACUUUGUCACCUGGGAAUUUUUUAGAACUGUUCUCAUAUUUUUCCUGAAAUUAUUCCUUUCAUAUAACCGCACAAUAUGUUUUGAAACAUUUGUUCCUUAAAAUUUGAAUCAUAUUGUAAAUACUUACUGGUGUGCCAUUGUGAAAAGACUAGCUUUUUAUUAACAUAGUAAAUGCUAUAUAUGCCUUAUAUCUAUAAUUAUAUAUCUGUAUUUUACAAAAAUGCCACAGAAAAUAUAUUAAAGUGUGUAUCUAAACACUUUUUUCUACAUUUGGAAAAUUAAGGGACUUGAGCCUUUUUUCUCUUUCCUCCACAUCUCCAGUAAAAGCAAAGUGACUCUAAGGUAAGCUUUGAAACUCAAAGACACUUCAACAAGCUACACGGAUCUAACCAGCCCACAGUCCUUCCAUGCUUCAGUCUGCCAUGGACACUAUCAUUUGUAUGAAAAGGUUGGGGCAGGCAUUGCACAAGACAGCUGGGGCUGUAAGGUGUGGGGAGGAGUGAGUACCUUGCCAUGCUGAUUUUUCAUAGCCCAACUCAUCCCAGCUGCCAAGACAAGUUUUGCUGCCCCUUAUCAUCCAGAUCUGGGAAGUUAACACCUCUGUAUGACCAGGUGCUUGCAUGAGAGCUUGAUGCCUUGCAUUUCUCCUCUAUGCUUUUACUUUGGUCAUUCACUCACCCUUCUGUUUAUUCCAAAAUCCAUGGAUUCCCAAGGCAGAGUUUACACCCAAUAAACAGCUGGGUAUGCUGUGAUUCUAUUCAGCAACGAGCAACAUUUAUCCCCACAGAAAUACUGCUAUCCAUAGAGGCCUUAUUUCCCAUUGUACUGCAGUAAAUGAUUCCAUGUGACGUAGGGCACAGAGCCUGAAAAUAUGAUUGCUUUGGAAUACUAGGGUUUCGUAGUCACUUAACACCAGCAUUGUUGCAAAUGACCAGAAUUAGGGCAAAAGAAGUAGGCAUGAAAAUGCUUGAUCAUAAAUACCAGGCCUCUGGAGAGAAUGAGAACUUCUGUUUUUAAUAAGAGAGAAGUCUUUUUUGGAAUGGUGCAAUCACACACUGAGAAGCCUCAUUUCUGCUUGAACAGAGGGCAACGGGAGAAAAUCACAGACAGCAGUGGCAUCAAUGUGAGCAAGUCUAUAUUGUGAGCAGCUCAAGGGGGGAGCUUAAGUUAUCGUGAGAAGUAGCUCACAGAUUCUGUGGGUAUUUUUUCCUGUAAAGAUAAUAAUAGAUCUAAUUAGUCUGUACAGCAGAUUGCUUAUAAUGGCUGAAGACUUUUAGAGAUUUAUAUAUCCGCUUCAGAGAUGAAAUUAUCAUUGUUUCACUCUCCUGAAUAUGCUGUCAAACUGUCGCAGCAUUAUUGUUUAUGUUUACACUGAAGUCCAAGUUUUAAUCUCAAUAAUUGCAAUUAUCGUAAGGGAGCAGUAAUCUUUGUGGGCUGUUUCUUCAUUUCAGCUGCCAACUUGUUACUUGAGCUCUUCAUUAAUAUGACCUCAGAUACACUAUUUCUCCUUGUUCUUAGCACAGAGGUGCCAAUACAACAAUCUAGUAUAUGCAAAACUGCAUUAAAAUUCACAUUCUGCCUCAUUUUCCACACUAUUCCUCAUUUGCCUGUUCAUUCAGAGCAUUAACAUGCCCAGAUGACAUACAGUUUUAACAGAUGGUGACAUGCCAAGGAAACAGCAUUUCUAGAGCAUUCAACUCGCUUUAAAUAUUUUUCAUCAGCGUUGUCAUGUUCAGACGCCAAACAAGUAUUUGUUACUCAGAAAAGGAAGUGUCCUAUGCAGCCACCGAUUAUUUUUGCACAGUGAUAUCAAAUUGUCCAAACUGACCGCAGACAGACUCCAGACAGAGCAGUUCCAACAAGUAAGAAUCUGAAUCUUCUGGAUGUACUUUGAGAGAGAGAUGGACCUGAACUGUGAAUAGGUUCUAUCCGUUGCUUAUGUUAAACCUGAAUCCCUUUCAUCUGAAAAGGUUCAAGCUAAAGCUUUUAACAGAAGUUUCCUUGAUCUUUUCCUUGCCAAAUAAACAGAUUUGAAACCCUGUUCCUUCUUGAA